Aedes albopictus (Asian tiger mosquito) is the source of this 1186-nucleotide messenger RNA. RefSeq names its product superkiller complex protein 8. Lineage: Eukaryota; Metazoa; Arthropoda; Insecta; Diptera; Culicidae. Gene Ontology annotation, cellular component: Cdc73/Paf1 complex. The record is from RefSeq and is a predicted model, not a curated record. Gene Ontology annotation, molecular function: protein binding. The transcript is spliced from 4 exons. The coding region runs from base 142 to 1149 and encodes 335 amino acids.
UUUACUCAGUUUUGAAGAGUUUCAGGUUUGUGUGUAUGUCGACUGUUAAACUGUCAAAGUCAGUCUUCUGAACGGAGUUUCAUUUCAAGGUGUCAGCGCAGUGUCGGCUUCUUCCUAAAAGCAAACAACCAAUUGGAAAUAAUGUAUUCCUUACUUCACAAAGAAGAAAGUGCUCACGAUGAAAGUAUUUGGUCGUGCUCCUGGGGCAGAGUAGCGGUGUCCGCAGAUGACGACCAAGACAAGGAGCUGGACGCUGAUGCCGACUAUUCCCGCGACUCGUUCGGCAACAAGAAAAAUAGCCAAGAGUACCGUGAUUUCGUGGUUACUGGUGGCCUGGACGAUCGCGUUAAAGUUUGGGAUGUAACGAAAGAGAGCAAACUAAAGUUACGGAACACCUUCACCGGGCACUCUCUGGGUGUUGUAUCUGUGGACGUCAGCAGCAAUGGGGAAGUGAUAGCGAGUAGUUCUCUCGACUCUGGACUUUGCAUCUGGAAAGCGGAUUCUGGACAAUUGUUGAACCAGAUAUCGCUCGGGCCUGUGGACUUGUGGACAGUUGCUUUCUCACCCUGUGACAAAUACAUUAUAUCUGGAUCACACGAAGGAAAAAUAUCGCUGUACAGUGUCGAGACUGGAAAGCCGGAACAAGUGCUGGAUCCGCAAAACGGAAAGUUUACGCUGAGUAUCGCCUACAGUCCAGAUGGUAAAUAUAUUGCAAGCGGAGCAAUCGAUGGAAUAAUCAACAUUUUCGACGUAGCUGCCGGAAAAGUCGCCCAGACGCUUGAGGGACAUGCCAUGUCCGUUCGUAGUCUGUGCUUUUCUCCGGAUUCUCAGAUGCUUCUCACUGCCUCCGAUGAUGGUCACAUGAAGCUUUACGACGUGGCACACUCAGAUGUUGUAGGCACUCUGUCCGGGCAUUCAUCAUGGGUUCUGUCCGUUUCAUUCUCAGGAGAUGGAAAAAGUUUUACAUCUUCAUCCAGCGACAAGUCCGUUAAAAUUUGGAAUGUAGCAGAACGCCAAUGCCUACACACGUUCGAGGAUCACCAGGACCAGGUUUGGGGCGUUAAAUACAGUCCGGACAGUUCCAAGGUUAUUUCCGUGUCAGAAGAUCGAUGCGUUAAUCUGUAUGAUUGUCCACCAAACAUAAUCUAAGCUGGGAGAAAACAAAAAUAAACGAGUUUUGCAUCUA